Molecule: messenger RNA, 1973 nt
Organism: Thlaspi arvense
Lineage: Eukaryota; Viridiplantae; Streptophyta; Magnoliopsida; Brassicales; Brassicaceae
Source: the annotation of a GenBank genome assembly
CCAGCUCUACUCAUUCACUCUCACUCACCUGCGUCUCUUUCUCAAUUCUCAUUCUCCAAGUCUCCUCCUGAAAGGUCAUCUUCUUCCACGUGAUUUGUCCUCCCGAUCACAAGCUUUUCGCUGUUUCCAUCCCUUGCGUUUGACGCCAUUCUUUCUUGGCGUUUGCUUCAAUCAACUGCUAUGUGUCACUGAUUUUACUGCGAUUGUUGAAGAAAAAUUCUUCCAUGUCCGAUCUGAUUCGGCUCCAGAGAUCGAGAGUUAAAAUUACCUCGAAACAGCUUCAGUUUAUCCAGAUACGAGAGAAGAGAGAGAGAUACAGAUAAAGAGAGUAAAAGAGAGAGAUUUGAAGCUUGCGUAUAAUGAUACCGUCCGAUUAGCUAUGUGAAUUCUGUUUUUACUGAGAUUUUACUGGGAUCCAAAUCAAAUGAAGAAGAAGGCGUCGCAGCAGAAGUUGCUGAACAGAUGGAAGAGGAAAGUAUUCGCCACGCUGAUUUUUGCUUUCUGCUUGGGGAGUUUCGCAUUUAUACAAGCUCGUUACCGUGGAAUCACUGCGUCGCUCGAGUCUCUGAAGCCUCGUCGCGAUCAGCAACCACAGAUUGCCUUCCUGUUCAUUGCGCGGAACCGGCUCCCUCUCGAGUUUGUCUGGGACGCAUUCUUUCUGGGCGAGGAAGGCAAGUUCUCAAUAUUUGUUCACUCUAGACCUGGAUUCGUUCUUAGCGAGGCUACAACUCGAUCUAAGUUCUUCUUGGAUCGGCAAGUUAAUGACAGUAUACAGGUGGACUGGGGAGAAGCCACCAUGAUUGAAGCAGAACGCGUACUGCUCAGACAUGCACUUAGAGAUCCAUUUAAUCACCGAUUUGUUUUUGUUUCCGACAGCUGCAUACCUCUGUACAGUUUCAGCUACACGUAUAACUACAUCAUGUCAACACCAACUAGUUUCGUUGAUAGCUUUGCAGAUACAAAAGAUAGCCGUUAUAAUCCUAGAAUGAAUCCCAUAAUUCCUGUUCAUAACUGGAGAAAAGGAUCACAGUGGGUCGUUCUGAAUAGAAAACACGCAGAAAUUGUGGUGAAUGAUACGAUCGUGUUACCUAUGUUUCAGCAGCAUUGCAGGAGGAAAUCACUUCCAGAGUUUUGGCGAGAUCGUCCUGUACCAGCUGAAGGUUGGAAGGAACACAACUGUAUACCUGAUGAGCACUACGUUCAGACAUUGCUAUCUCAAAAGGGUGUUGAUGGCGAACUCACGCGACGGUCACUGACACACUCAGCUUGGGACCUUUCUUCCUCUAAAAGUAACGAACGUCGUGGAUGGCAUCCGAUGACUUACAAGUUCUCCGAUGCUACUCCUCGUCUUAUAAAGUCUAUCAAGGAAAUCGACAAUAUAAACUACGAGACCGAAUACCGGCGAGAAUGGUGUAGCAGUAAUGGGAAACCGUCACCGUGCUUCCUCUUCGCCAGGAAGUUCACUCGUCCCGCCGCUCUCCGCCUCCUCCGUGAGUCUAUCUUGUUGAGGGACAAAGAGCAAGACAAUUAAAUAGAAUCACUCACCAUUCACAAGAAUAUAUCAUACAUACUACAUAGGUACGUAAGAUUACGAAGAGUUGUUAUGUUUGUAUAAUUGUAUUUGUGAUUUGUAAUCGUAUCAACAUUACAUGUACAAAACUUACCAUUUGGUGAAUUGAAUAAAGCGACAGACGUUGAUAGAAACGGGAACGGUAGAGAUAGAGCUCAGCAGGGGUGACCUGAGAACACAUGAGAAGAGAGAUCGUAAUAAUGACGUGGCAUCAUUACAGCCGUAGUUUGCGCAUGUGUUCUCAUGUCGACCCUGUCGAGAUCCACUACCUUCAAGAUAUUUUUCUCUCUUUUUCAACCUGUGUGAUAAAGGAUUUUUAUAAUCUGAGUUUCCGAUUUCCUUUCUAAACUGCUGGGAAGUAUAUAUACACUCAUUAUGAAGGGAUUGGGUAGUACACAAUAAU